This is a messenger RNA of Clonostachys rhizophaga, 2295 nucleotides long. The record is from the annotation of a GenBank genome assembly. NCBI's taxonomy places the organism in Eukaryota, Fungi, Ascomycota, Sordariomycetes, Hypocreales, Bionectriaceae.
AUGGGAUUACCGGUGCCCCCUACGUCAUUGGACGGCUCGUGUUCUGUCGUCUGGGGUGGCACACUUUAUUCAUAUACGCCAAGUGCUUUCCUAUCGUUGAAGCUGAGCGAGGGUGCGGAAUGGCAGAAACUCGAAAUUGGUGAAAGUGUGACUGGUGGUACCUGUGUGGGAUCAACAGCCGAUUCUGCAAACGCUGGGUUCUUUGUCAUUGGUGGCACUGGUGGCACCACGGGUCUGAUCAAGUACACAUUUUCUACGGGAAAAUGGACGGCCAUCCACCCCGGAGACUCAGUCGUUAAGGAUCGCCUGGGCCACAGUUCGGCGUACAUCAAGUCAAAAGACUCGAUCCUCGUUUUUGGUGGAGGAAAAGAUGGGCAAGCCGGCCAGGAGACGUUUCUCAUCAAGGCCUCUGAGCCCUAUUCCGUCACAGGAUUCCCUGCCAGUGCUCCCGCGGCAUUGAAGCCAAUCCUCCUGCCAUGGGGUGAUUCGAGCGCUUUCAUGAUCAGCGGCGACACCAACACCAACGUUUAUCAGUUCAAUCCAGAUGCCCAAACAUGGUCAUACUCGGGAUCAAGUCUGGCGGAGCCCGUCACCCCCCAAGUUAAGGGUGCGCUCGUCACGGGCACUGAUGGAUCAGAAAACCUCUUUCUGUUCGAUCUUUCCCAAACGCCAAACAGGGUCUCGCGAGUUGUCAUCAAGGAUGCGAAUGGCCAAGCUGUGCCGAGCUCCCCUUACAUUUCAGCAAGGGAUCUCGAGGACCUAACUAUCAACGAGAAGAGAGACUCUGUUUGGCCAACCUAUAACUCAACUCAAGCUCCGGAUUACACCAGAGAAAACUACGCCAUUGCCCAAGGUUCUGACGGGCAGGUCUACUUCACUGGCGGCAGUUCCAAGGAGCCUAUCGCCAUUUUCAACCCCAUGCAGAAUGGCUGGGUAGAUGCCCAAGAGGUUCUUACUCCCGAGAAGGACACCAAGAGUGCUCCUACAUCUACGUCAACCUCUGCAUCUGCCACAUCCAGUUCAGUUUCCUCUUCAGUCUCAUCCACCGCAACUUCUUCCUCUUCCGUUUCUAGCACAUUCACGACGGCGUUUUCAAGCACCGCAUCGUCCAGCACCCAAGCUACAGGUGUCACCACCACGGGCGUUGUGUCCACAGAUGCCACCUCUAAUAAGCAAAACAAGAGUGACGAGGGCUUGAAUUCAAACGUUGUCCUCGGCAUUUCCCUAGGUUCCAUCUUUGCGUUCCUGCUCUUGUUGGGUCUGAUAUUCUGCCUCCUUCGCCGACAUAGAAUGCGCCGCCACAAGGAAAUGGCACAGGCUCGCGAGUUUGAGAAUAUGAGGAACGAUGAGAAGGACCCUAAUGCCUUCGGAAACGUAUCGCCGUCUGCCCCACCUGGAUAUUUCCGUGGUCAUCGAGCCAAUGAGUCCCAGGACUCGUUCUCGUCAAUGGCGAUCCUGAUGGGUCGUCUGAACAAUAACGUGUCGUCUGGUCUGUCAAGAAAAGGAAGCAAGGGCAGCAAUCGCUCCUCAGUUAGCUCUCUUCACAAGCAGCUGAAGAGCACUAUCAGCAAACCUAUUCCUCAAGUAAAUGUUAACCCAAUCAUGUCGAGCUCACCGGCUCCUGCAUAUGGUCGCGCAGUAGGCCAGGAGCGGUCCCUGACUGGAGCUCAGCCCAGGGCGCCUGGAAUGACACUCGCCGUACCGGAAGGUGAAGAAGAAAUGAGGGGCAGUUCAGGCUGGGACCGGUACUGGUCCGGCGGCAGCGCUCUGCAGGUUCUUGGUUUUGGUCAGAAGCGAAGCACCGUUGUUUCUGAAAGCUCGCAUUAUUCCCAAAACUCGGGCCCUAACCCCAACCAGGCCUCGAGAGUAACACAAGACUCUGCUACCGUCCCCCCUCUAAACAUCGAAGGCCGGGCUAGUUAUGCUCGUGUGAAUUCCGGGAACGUGAUUGUCACGGGUAACUCUCACCAGAUCCCCCUGCCCGGCGGACUCAGUGGUAAAAUCGAAAGGCCGGUAUCGAAAGCCUCGUCGGGGUACUCCAGCGGCGUGCCUGAAAGCGUCACUGAAGGUUGGGAGGCUGCGACAGGAAGCAAGCCAUGGGGAACAGAGCGAGCCCCAAGCAGCGCUUAUAACUCAACCUUUUCUCUCGGCGGAGCCAUCGCACAACAAGAAUACUCCAGUAGCCGACCACAUCGAUCUGGAGUAAGUACACAGCCACAACUGGCCAUGGCCUCCAAGUCCUCUGACAUGAGCUGGCUUAAUAUCGGUGCCCUUGAUCCGUCACGAAAACAAUAA